Pararge aegeria (speckled wood butterfly) is the source of this 1527-nucleotide messenger RNA. RefSeq lists its product as uncharacterized. The transcript is spliced from 4 exons. Bases 65 to 409 code for a protein of 114 amino acids. Lineage: Eukaryota; Metazoa; Arthropoda; Insecta; Lepidoptera; Nymphalidae. The record is from RefSeq and is a predicted model, not a curated record.
CAAAAACUCGCCUAUAAUAACGCAUUUGAAUACAUUUUAUUUAACCAACUGUUAAGGUGCUAAAAUGCUACGCAUGGCAUCAUCAUUAGCCUUGUUAUUAAAUUUAGGAUUAUACGACUCUUGUUUUAGUGAAAAAACUGGUAUUACAUUUACUUUUAAAGAAUACCAAUACAAGGAUUCACCCAAAAAUGAAAUGACAUUCCGUGAAUUUGAAACAGCAUGCGAACAAAGCAGCGCCUGUAAUCAAAUAAGUGGCUUACCACGAACACGCUGUGUUCGAGAGUGUGUAUCACCAUCAUGUUACAGAGAAAUAUAUUCAUCAGAUCCGCUUGAGGAGGGCGAAAUUGAUGUCAGACUAAAUUCAUUUAAGGGCUGUUUCGUUCAAAGAAGUGGCCGAACGAGAAAUUGAUUUUGUUCAACAAUAAUAUCAUCAUUUACCUUAUGUGUUAAUAAGAUAAAUAAAAUACGGCGUAAAAUUGCAUUUAUGUUGCUCCUCCUGACCAUUACCUUUUACAAAAAAGAGGCAUUAAUGAAGAGAGUAGUGGGAAACUAUCGACGAAAACUUUAAUUGUACUUAACUUUAGACCUAUUAUAUGGAUAGGUUUUGAAUUUAGGGCAAAAUAAUGAAGAAUCUCCAAACCAAAUAUAGCUAUAUCAGGAAAGUUUGUGGUUUGGUUACUGUAUUAAACCUACUGACAUUAUUGCAAAGUGCAAUGUAUAAAUUGUAUUAUGAACUUAUUAAAGAUGUUUGGGUACGGUGAUGAGUAUCUUAUCAGUAUUGAUGCUCUUAAAAAGCUCAACAGAGUUCAAAAUGUAGAUAUGUUUAAUUCAAAUAUAAUAAAUAUCAUUGUAGAUACUUCAGAAACAUUUUUAACGACUUCAUUUCCUUAAUCGUAACCCUCCUACUAGACUAGAACUGUGGUUAUAAUGCGACGAGAUUGAUACUAAAGAUUUCGUUUGGUCGGACCAUCACAUGGACUACCUUCCACGUACUCUGGGUCCUUCUUAAUUGGACCAUUUAUAUUGUCAUUUAUUAUUAUAAAUUUUUCUCAUCGGUUUUCUUUUCAAAGUUUUUGGAGUAGUUAGUUUGAGUAUUGUGUACAAAAGGUGAAUAAUGUAAUUGUGUUUUGUUCUCGGAGCAUGGGAACUUUAACACAAAACAUACCCAGAGCCUCAGUAUUUCUCUUCUUAAAAUUUAGGAAAACUAAUCGACAUAAAUUAUUUAUAUUAAUAUUUACAGAUUCUUAGCUGUACUUUCUUAAUAAUGUAGAUAUAUCUUAUAAUUCUAGUUUAUCCACUACUAGACGUGGCUUCGCGUCGCGUCUUUUUGAUUAUUCACAAAAACAGUUUUAUUAAAAUAAAUUUAAAGUUUUUUAGCUGCUGAAACGAUUGAAGUUCCUAUGGGAAAGACAAAUUAAAGACUAGAACGAUACAGGUUCCUAUGACGUCAAAGACGAAUUAAAGACCAGAAUGAAUUGGAUUUGGAACAUAAAGCUCGCAUAAUGACAAUUUAAUACCACUUUUAUA